AUGAGCACAAGAGAUCACAUGCGGAGCUCCAGACGCCGCGAAGGGUACUCGCCCCAUCGGGCGCUGUCCCCGCCGCGUCGCCCGCCAUCCCCCCCACGUCGCCACUCCUCCCCGCCUCGCCGUCCCCGCGGCUCUUCGCUGCGGUCGCCCUCCCCGGCCGGCUCGGAGUCCUCGCGUGGCACGGCCCGUUCGGCCGAGACCGCCAACUUCAGCACGUCGCGCAAGAUAACCGUGCACCGCUCGUUCGAGUCGAUGCGACUGAAGCCCAAUUUGCUCCGCGGCAUCUACUCGGCGGGCUACUAUGCCCCGUCCCCCAUCCAGCAGCACUGCGUCAUGCCGCUCAUCAAGAAGCGUGACGUCAUCGCCCAGGCGCAGAGCGGCACGGGGAAGACGGCAAUGCUUGCGUUUGUGUCCUUGCAAAUCGCCUCGCCGGACUCGCAGGCCGUCCAGGUCCUCAUUCUUUCUCCGACAAGGGAGCUUUCGAAGCAGACGGAGGGGAACAUUCGCUCGCUGGGAGAGUACACCACCCUCAAAUGCUUGGGCUGCGUGGGCGGGAAUAGAGUGGGCGAGGAUAUGAGGGCGCUUGGGAAGGGUGGAGUGCAUAUUGUCAGUGGAACUCCGGGGCGUGUGUUUGAUAUGAUUCAGAGGGGAGCAUUGGACUGCAGAAAGUUGAAGACGCUGAUUGUAGAUGAGGCUGAUCAAAUGUUUGGGAGUGGGUUUAAGGAACAGGUCUACGACAUAUAUCGCUCCAUGCCGGCUGAUGUGCAAGUGGCGUUGGUUUCAGCGACUUUGCCCGAUGAAGUGGUUGAGAUGUCGGAAAAGUUCAUGACAGACCCUGUGUCCGUGCUGGUGAAGCGCGACGGGCUGAGCCUAGACGGAAUCUGGCAGUUUUAUGUGGAUGUGGAGCAAGAAAAGUGGAAGUUUGAGACUCUGUGCGAUCUGUACGAAACGUUGACGAUCACUCAGGCGGUGAUCUUUUGCAACACGAAGAGAAAGGUUGAGUGGCUUACGAAGAAGAUGACGGAGAACGGCUUCACAGUGAUGUCGAUGUCCGGGAGCAUGACGCAAGAGCGGCGGAACGAGGUGAUGGAUUCUUUCCGCAAGGGACAUUCACGAGUGCUGAUCGCGACGGACAUCUGGUCGAGGGGGAUCGACGUGCAACACGUGAGCCUGGUGAUCAACUACGACGUGCCGAACGAGCAGGAGGCGUACUUACAUCGCAUUGGCAGGAGUGGGAGGUUUGGACGUAAGGGAGUGGCGAUCACGUUUGUGACGUCGGGGGAUAUGGGAGCGCUGCGGUCUAUCGAACGGUUCUACGGGAUGCAAAUAUUGGAACUGCCGAGCAAUGUCGACGACUAUCUAUAA
Messenger RNA from Chondrus crispus (carragheen), 1365 nucleotides. Its product is annotated as eukaryotic translation initiation factor 4A. Gene Ontology annotation, cellular component: nucleolus; catalytic step 2 spliceosome. The transcript has a single exon. The record is from RefSeq and is a predicted model, not a curated record. NCBI's taxonomy places the organism in Eukaryota, Rhodophyta, Florideophyceae, Gigartinales, Gigartinaceae. The coding region runs from base 1 to 1365 and encodes 454 amino acids. Gene Ontology annotation, molecular function: mRNA binding; ATP binding; RNA helicase activity.